Hipposideros armiger (great roundleaf bat) is the source of this 6233-nucleotide messenger RNA. RefSeq names its product atonal bHLH transcription factor 8 (gene ATOH8). The transcript has 4 exons. The coding region runs from base 497 to 1555 and encodes 352 amino acids. The record is from RefSeq and is a predicted model, not a curated record. NCBI's taxonomy places the organism in Eukaryota, Metazoa, Chordata, Mammalia, Chiroptera, Hipposideridae. Gene Ontology annotation, biological process: positive regulation of transcription by RNA polymerase II; anatomical structure morphogenesis. Gene Ontology annotation, molecular function: DNA-binding transcription factor activity; protein dimerization activity; E-box binding. Gene Ontology annotation, cellular component: nucleus.
GGACGCGGACAAAGGAGGCGGCCGGUAGCCCAGCUGUUUUGAAAAAUGCUUCCUGUUUCUUUAAAGGCGCUCGCCGCUCGGGCGGCCGGGCUGGGAGGCGGCGGCGGCGGGAGCUGCCUGCUCUCCGGCCGGCGGCGCUGACUGAUCUCGCGAACUGGGCUUCUGUGUAAACUGAGGCUAAACAAACACAGAUGGAGCGCAGCGGGCGUGCUCCAAAAAUGCUGGCACGGCGGCAGUGACUUCAGAUGACACUCUGAGCGCUCCGGGAAUCGACUGCCCGGCGGCUUCACGGAGCCGGCGGCGCAGCUGCCCCGGGCGCGGGGGAGAGAGGAGAGAGGACGGGAGGGAGGGCGGGGGGAGAGCAAGGGAGAGCUCGAGCCUCGGAGGUGGUGAGCGCAGCGGCCGCCAGGCAGACCCCGGCGCCGCGUGCAAAGCGAGCGUGGCGGGCGCGCAUCCCGGGCAGCCCCACGCCCCUGCCUCGCGCGCUGCCCGCGCCAUGAAGCACAUACCGGUUCUCGAGGAUGGUCCGUGGAAGACCGUGUGCGUGAAGGAGCUGAACGGCCUCAAGAAGCUCAAGAGGAAAGGCAAGGAGCCGGCGCGGCGCGCGAACGGUUAUAAAACUUUCCGAUUGGACUUGGAAGCGCCCGAGCACGGCGCCACUGCCACCAACGGGCUGCGGGAUAGGACCCAGCGACUGCAGCCGGUCCCGGUCCCGGCCCCGGCGCCAGCCCCGGUGGCGCCGGCCGUUCCCUCAGGUGGGGGCGCGGACACAGCCGGGGAUCGCGGGGGCGCCCGGGCGCCAGAGGUCUUGGACGCGCGGAAACGCGGGUUCGCCCUGGGCGCAGUGGGGCCGGGACUCCCCACGCCGCCGCCGCCGCCGCCACCACCGCUGCCUCCAACGCCCCAGAGCCAUGUACCCGGUGGUCCCGAGGUACAGCCUUUUCGGGAACCCGGCUUGCGUCCCCGCAUCUUGCUGUGCGCACCGCCUGCCCGCCCCACGCCGUCCGCGCCCCCUGCGCCCCCCGAGACCUCAGUGCGCGCUGCGCCCCCCACGCGCCCGGGGGAAAGUUCCUACUCGUCAAUUUCACACGUAAUUUACAAUAACCACCCGGAUUCCUCCGCGUCGCCUAGGAAACGGCCAGGCGAAGCGACCGCCGCCUCCUCUGAGAUCAAAGCUCUGCAGCAGACCCGGAGGCUCCUGGCUAACGCCCGGGAGCGGACGCGGGUGCACACCAUCAGCGCAGCCUUCGAGGCGCUCCGGAAGCAGGUACCGGCUUCCAGCCGCAAUACCCUCACUGCGCCGGGGGACGUUUGCCAGAAUGGGUGGGUGCCGUGUUACUCCUAUGGGCAGAAGCUGUCCAAACUGGCCAUCCUGAGGAUCGCCUGUAACUACAUCCUGUCUCUGGCGCGGCUGGCUGACCUCGACUACAGCGCCGACCGCAGCAACCUCAGCUUCUCCGAGUGUGUGCAGCGCUGUACGCGCACCCUGCAGGCUGAGGGACGUGCCAAGAAACGCAAGGUCGCCUCCUUGCGAGACUGUACUCCAGUCCUCUGAGAUCCCUUGCAGCUCUGACGAGUUGCCCUGUUCCUCCAGACCUGUGUUAAGAAUGGGAUUUAAGGUGAACCCGGCUCACCCCCCAAGAUUCCAGGCGCAUCCUUUUGCCCAUCUCAGCCCUGUCCUGCCGGGGUGGGGGACCUGCAUCCCUUGACUGGAGUGACUGGCCAUGGGCUAGACCAAGGACGCUGCUGUGGGCCCUCUUUCCAGUCGAGCCUGAGGAGAAGGUGAGCUCGCCAAGUCCAGCCUCAUCUUCUCCAAGAAGCUGCCAGAUGCUCAGACCACUGCCUCUCAGGGUCAGACAGGAGCACGCCUGCCUCCCUCCCCCUCCUGCCCUCCCCCAGCCACUCCGCAGGGACUUCGCACUUUGCCCUCUGCCUGGUCGGGAGGGGAGAGCUCUGCCUUCCCCUUGCCCGGGGCCCGAGGCCCACCAUCCGGCUGCAGAUGUUCAUUGCCAAAGAUUCCACAGAGACGCUGAACAAAACGCGGUGAGAAAACCCCACAGUGAAAAGCCACACCGUCGCCCUAUGACUUUUGCUCCUCCUGUUGCCCAACUUCCAUCUCAAGCCAAAGACGAGUCAGCAAUUCCACUAGGAAAUCACGGAAGGGAUGGACAUUCGGUGGCUAUUGGAAGCACCUGACCCUCUACCCUGGACCUGUCUUUCUACGCGGGGCCCUGAGCUAGCUGGGCACUAGAUAAGCCUCCUCGGGCUGUGAGAGGCAGGCUAGGGAUGCCGGUAGGGAGUGGGGUCUGAGAUCCUGGCCCCCUUUUCUCCCUCCCACUGGCUGCCCAGGUCUCUGACACUGAUUCUUAAUGUCCCCUUCUUGGGCCCUGAGCGUCAGGGGAAUGGGGUAAUUGGGGGAAAGAAGCAAUACUGACCACCCCUGCCUACGGGUCUUUGCACCUGAGCCUGCCCAGGCAGCCCAGCCAGCCACUCCUUACCUGUGGCCCGCCUACCUGGCUGGGCAAACAGGAUGGCACCCUGCUUGGAGGCCAGUGGUCUGUUACUGGCUGUGCAGGGGGCAGAAGGGAGGAAAGGACCAGGGGAAUGGGCCAGUAUGUCCGGGAGUGGGACACGUUGAAAGCCAAGGCCUGCCCCUUUCUUUGCUCAAGAGGCCAAAGCUGUUCACCUCUGUGCUCAUCCAUCUGCUUCAAAUUGAAGUAAAAGCCCCAACAUGUAAAGAAAACACUCUCUCGUGUUUAGUGGACUCUGUGGGUGGGGUGACCAAGACUUUGGCCGGUCAGUGGUGGGGGCGGGGGGAAUUGGGGGAGGAGAGAGGUCGGUCUCUGCUUAGAGGCUGAGAGCCCUCCAGGAAGUGGGCAGUGUGUGAAUGUGUGUGUCUGUGUGUGUAAAGGGGUAGAGGAGGCCCUCACUAUGACCUCAGCCAGGACUAGUGACCAGGAGGCUUGGUCAGGGACAUGUGGGGAACUCUUUCCACUUUGUACCUCACUUAAUCCAUACCAAGAGUUUAUGAGGUGUGGGCUCUAUUUUUAAUCCCGUUUUAUAGAUGAGGAAACCAAGGCCCCAAGGAGACAGGGCCAAUCAAUGACAGCUGGUUCUCAAAUCAGGGUGGCCUCCCUCCAAAUUCUGUGUUCUUAACCCCUUUCCAGCCCCAUAGUCCAGUCCCAGCGCAGUCUUUGAGCAGCUUUGUCACUGCACUUCAUUCACCUCAGUGGGCCUAAGAUAGGGACAGUAAAGGCCCACUGGGGAUGGCGGAGGGAGUAAUAAGAUUAGGAAAGGACUGUCGGGGUGGAAGGGCUGUGUAGGUGGGGCAGGGCUGCCUCAGAAGAAGGCAGGUGCUGAGGAAAGAAGGAUGUACUCCUGCAGGAUACAGAUCUGUCCCUUGGUUACACCAAGGUCGUCCUCUUUUAUCUGUUCCUCAGGCUCCUGGGCUGGGGCUGGAGUGUCUGUGUGUGGAGUUGGCUGUCGGGAGCCUCCUCUUCUAGCACCCAUGUUUUCCCUCGCAUGGCUCUUUGCCAAGGACCAAAAUCUGGGCCAGAAGCAGGGGACUCAGAUCGCUCAGAGCGUUCCUCCUAGCAAAGGUGCCACAGAAGCAGACCAGACAAAGUGGGCUUGGAAUGGGGGCUGAUAGGGGACAGAUAGGAAGGGGACUCCGGGCACCCUGGUACUCUGUCACCCUGGUACUCAGUUGUACCUCUGAACUUCUGAGUAACGCUGGUAGCAGGAAAUGUGGGCCAAUCAGCAUCAAACUUCUUGACACCAGCGGGCCCUUUCUGUUACCAAAAGGCGGGGGGGAUUGCCCCCAUCCCACUGCCAGGGGACCAGACCCAUGGCCUUACCACCCAGAAACAACCCAUGGCCUCCCCUCCCCACACCUCUCCUGUUCACAGCCUUCAUUACACACUUCCCUGUCACUCCCUAGCAUCUAUUGAUUGUCAGCUGCAUAUCAACACUAAGCUAGGUAUUGGCAAUAGAGAAAUGGAUCCCAGGUAGUGCCUGUCUUCACAGAACUCAUCGUUUUGUACAGACAGACAAGCAAAUAAUUAUGAUAUAGCCGGAUGACUAAGAUGUUGUUGGGAGCUUCAGGAAAGAAAAAAAACUAACUCUCCCUGGGGAGGUAUCAGGAUGGCCUUUCCUAGAAAGGGGCCAUGGGAGUUGGGUCUUGAGGGAUGAAUAGAAGUUUUUUGUGCAAAGGAAUACUUAGCCCUGACAGGACAUUGGAAUCACCUAAGGAGAAUUAAAUAUUUGUAUAAAGUAUUAAUGCCAGCCACCAAAGUCUCAUCUCCAUAAAUUCUGAUGUAUUGGCCUGGAGUGUGGCUGGGGCACGGAGAGUUAGAAAAGCUCCCCAAGUGAUUCUGAUCUGCAGGCAAGGUUGAGCCACUGAUUUAAGUGGGCUUAGGUCUCUGACAAAAAAGUGAUUUAGAAUCACUGAUUGUGGGAUACAGGCUUUGCCAAAAAUGUGGAGGGGUGUGUGUGUGUGUGUGUGUGUGUGUGUGUGUGUGUGUGUGCGCGCGCGCGUGCACACAAGUACACACACUUGUGUGUAUAUGACUGAUGAAAAGUCCAUGCUGUUCUUUUCUUUUCCAGCUUCUUCCUCAGUACAGCAGCUUGUGUUCUUGUACAUCACACACACACACACACACACACACACACACACACACACCUUCUUGAGUGCACAUGCAUCUCCAGACACAUGCUUGUAUACAUUCCCGGGUAAGGGAAAUCCAUUUCAGAUAGAUUCAAGUUCCAUCAACAGUCUCUAAACAGUUUUCUGUAAGCAACCAUGCAAGAAGACACUCACCAAAAUAAGAAUUUUGAAGAGCCACCCUCCUGGGGCCUUGUGAGGGCAUUCCCAGGCCAGCUGAGGGUUCAUGGUCACAGAGUCAUCUGCAGAUUUGUUUUCGGCACACCCUCCUUGCUUUGUCACUUGCUCUGGGUCCUAGCCCUGCAUGCCAGUGAUGGCUCAUCAGCCACCAGCCACAGAGGGACAAGGGGACCCUCUUCAGGGACCCUGGAGACCUAUGUGAGAGGCCCAUGUGUGCACCUCUGUGUGCAUGCCUCGUUCCUGUGGUCUCCAUGCUUCCUCCUCUUGGCAGGACAAAACCACAAAGAAUGGCUUCAGCGUUGGAGAUCUCCCCAGCUCACAGGCUGAGCCUUACAAGACUCUUCAAAAACUCCAUGCACAUAGGCUGCACUGCUUCCUGGUUGUGGCCUCAGACUGCCCCAGAAGAGAGGCUUAAGUUCUGGGGAGGCGGAUUCCACGAGUCCCUUUCUGGGCUCACAGCAUGGCCAGGAUCCGAAGUGGAUUCCAUCUCCCCACACUGUACUCCUUCCUGACCCCAUGGCCCCACCACUCUGUUCUUCCUUCCACCUCACCAUGUCCUCCAAGACCCUGUGCUGUCCUAUUUCUUUUCCUGAUCACCCCCUGACCCAUCUCCCCUUUCUCACCAGCCAGCGAGGCAUGAGUGGGCAGGUCCCAGGGGCUGAGAACUAGAGAGCAUAGUCAUGUGCAAGGACUGUGCUGGGAGCUGGAGGAACAGACAGAGCCCCCCGUGCCUGUGAUACAGGGCAGAGACGGGACAGCCAAUUAGGCUGAGCCAUGUGCUGUGGUCAGCCAUGGUAAGCCUGCUAGGGAGCUGGGGCAGGGACUGCAUUUGCCUCCCUCCUUCCACGCUGUUUCCUGAGCUACAAAGUCGUCACUGCCAGCAGCCAGAGUGACAAAUAGCCUGGCUUUUUCAGAGCAAGUUUUGGACAUCUCCAAGUGUAUCCUUCAAGGGGAUUUAUAUUGCCAUUCUCGCUCUGACCUCUUGCUGCCACCCUACCUACACAGCUGCUUACUGUUUCCAGGCUCCAGGGGGACAGGGAGGCAUGGAGGGGGCCCUGCCUGGGCUGGAUGGGGCAGGGAAUGGGCAAAGGGCAGCUGGCCUCUCCCUUUUCUCCAUGGGCUUUCACCUGUCCAUGCAUCUCCCCUCUGCUUCCCUGGACCCCAGACAAGUUAUAUCUGCCUUCCUGAAGCCAGGCUCCCCCAGGAACUUGGAUUUAUAAAUGAUGACUUUGUUUUACAGAUAUUUGGGCACAUGUCUAAUCUCCAGAUAGUGCUAAGAAUUCCUAGAGGGCGAAGAUUGGGUCUAUUUCAUCUCCAAAUCUUUGAAAAGGUCUUGCAAAAUGUGUAUAUUGGUUUCUUUGUUAAAUGAAUGAAUAAAAAUUGGAAAAUA